Molecule: messenger RNA, 3690 nt
Organism: Lytechinus pictus (painted urchin)
Lineage: Eukaryota; Metazoa; Echinodermata; Echinoidea; Temnopleuroida; Toxopneustidae
Product: homeobox protein goosecoid-like
Exons: 3
Coding region: 207-1184 (325 amino acids)
Biological process (GO): regulation of transcription by RNA polymerase II
Molecular function (GO): RNA polymerase II transcription regulatory region sequence-specific DNA binding; DNA-binding transcription factor activity, RNA polymerase II-specific
Source: RefSeq, a predicted model, not a curated record
AAUACAGAAUCCAACUAGGUCGCAGCACGCGCGCAUGCCCUCAUAAUGCUCUCUCACUGUCUCUUCAAGAAGAAGCUCUAAACUCCCUCCUCUCUUCAUCCUUCGUUCAUCUUAUCACGUCUUGCUAGUCAAGAGAGGUCAAUACCAUAACGCGAAAGCAGCAUCUGAGUUGGAUAAUUAUCAUUUCUGAGUGGUCACUCUAAGUGAUGGACUAUCAUCUCCCCGACGUCGCCAAGAGCCGUUUUGCAAUGAACGCCGCGUCGAUUUUAUCGGGCAAUCUGGCUCAUCCCGUGCACAGUCCAUCAUCGCCACCCUCAUCGUCGACGACAUCGUCUCCGCCGGCGACUCCAACUUCUUCAGCCUCCUCAGUCAAGCUACCAUUCUCCUCCUCGCCGAUCUCCCCGGCCAUGGCGGCCUAUUACAACCCCUACACCGGGUGUCCCAUGACCAGUAUGACAACUCCGUCUUUUACCAUCGACAACAUUUUAGCGCCCCGUCCCUAUCCGGCUCUACCCCCGCGACAUGCUCCUUAUCUACCGCUAGCUCCUCAUCCUCACUUCCCUCUGCUUCAUCCUGAGUAUCAUUUAGCUGCUUACCAUGCAUACACUGCCUACCCCCAUAUGGACCUUUUGGCUCGCAAUCAGAAGAGAAAACGAAGGCAUAGGACCAUCUUCACCGAAGAGCAACUGGAGCAACUGGAGGCUACCUUCGAGAAAACCCACUAUCCUGAUGUCAUGUUGAGGGAAGAACUCGCCAUCAAGGUCGACCUUAAAGAGGAACGAGUGGAGGUUUGGUUUAAGAAUCGUCGAGCUAAAUGGAGGAAACAGAAGAGAGAACAACAGGAGGCUGCAAAGAGGGCUUGUGAGGCUUAUAAGACCGAGUACGGGUCGAAAUCAGAGAAAACCACAUCAUCUACUACUACCACUUCAAGUAUCCCAACAUCGUCACAACAUGAUCACGAAUCUAUGCUGCCACCGUCACUGAACGAAGCCAGCCGGCUCGCUACGGGACACUACCCCGGGGAACCCGCGCAAAGACGGGACAGUACAAACCCUUUCAUGAGGCAUCAUUCAGCGGACGAUGAGUCGGAUUCUGACGGGCUAGACAUGGACUCUCCAUCGGGAAGCACUCGGUCUAGCCCCCUCUCGCUAUCCCGUUCACCCUCAACCUCUCCAAGACAUUGAUGAAACGUUAAUCUACUUCUGUAUAAAUAACAUAUUUUGAAUUUUGUCAUUUUGAAUGACAUCGACUGACUUUCUUCUCGUAUUCAGAUGAUAAUUUGUUUUGGUGAACUGCAUGAUACAGCCACACACACUCUCUCUUUCUCAUCGUUCUGUGUUGGAGAGAAACAAAAUUAACAGAUUGAGGUAUAUAGUUUCAAAUCACUUUCUUAACUGACUUUACGUUAGCAAAGUCUAUUUCAUUAUUAUAUUUUGCAAUGCAGGGGAAUGUGAGUUUCUAUUGACAAUGUAUUCAACUUAUAUUAUGUGCAAUAUGUAUCGUUUAUUAUAGUACAGUCUAACAUGGGAUUCACUUUGACUGUUUUGAUGUGAAUUAUUAUUUCAGUAUUAAUUUGCUAAGUUAGUAUCUUUCCAGUCUAUGAUGUAUCUCUGUAACGAAAAAAAUAUAUACUCAUGUAAAUGUAUUCGUAUUUUUGGUGAAGGAUUCUUUUUUUCGGAAGUCCUCUUGAAGAAAUAUUAUUCUUCACCUAUUCAAGAUUAGCUCUCACUCGAGGUCGAAGCUCGAAAAUCUGUAAUCACCCCCGUUCUUUGAUUUGAAAGGUGAAGAGGGUCAUAAGAAAUGCAUGAUGAUGGUUGAGCUCCCCCUACCUUUAAGCUUUAUCCCCGUAAGUGAUGGGAUUUAGGCGGAUUGGUUCCGCCGUGCAUAAAUCACGGGUAUGCAGCGACCCUUUACUACCAGAAGAAACAACUUAUUAUGUAAGACUUUCAUUUCCACAGAAGGUAAUCUUUAAUCAAACAUGUCUGUAAAUGGAUGCUUUAUGGUGGAAGCAAGGAUCAAAUGAAGUAAACAUCUACAUGAAAAAAACAUUGCCAGAGAGAGAAAAACAAACAAGGCGCGCUCAUAAUUAUUAUUUCCACAUUUUAUUAUUAAUUUCUUUUUUUUUGAGAGGGGGGCUCGGUUUGAAGCGACCAAAUAAAACGGUGCAUAUUAACUCUAAUUCUGUGUUAUUUAAUUCCUCAUUCCUUAAACGUAAUAAAAAAAAGAAAAUAUCACUUUAUGUGUAUUGUUCCAUAAAUUCCAUAUAGAAAGAGUAUACCUUUUGUUAAAUGUUCCAUUCAUUCCUCUGUUUAUUCAUAUUCUCUCUCUCUCCAAUCUAUCUAUCUAUCUAUUUAUCUAUCUGUCUAUCUAUCUAUCCUUCUAUCUAUCUAUCUAUCUAUCUAUCUAUCUAUCUAUCUAUCUAUCUAUCUAUCUCUCUUUCUUAGUCUAUCUCCAUCUUUCUCUUGAUCAUUGCGUCCGUUUGUGCCCCCUCCCCCCUCUCUCUCACUCUUUCUUUUCCCCUUUAUCUCCCCCUCUCUCCCACUUUGUUGAUAGUUUCCCCGCAUCCAACCCGGACACUCUGCCUCUGCUCUAUAUAUACCUACUCCCCCAACGCCCUCUCUCUGCCGUCUUUGGAUUGGCGCCACCACAAGCACGCCAUCACGUGGUCUAACUAAAGUUACAUUGAGCAUUGCGACGCCACUGACUGCUUUAUGAUAGCAUGACAAUCAUGUGUUCAUAUACGGUUAUGCUAAUCUUCAUAAUAGUUUCAAAAUAUACUAGAAAUAUGGAAGGUUUAAUCUUAAAAACGGAAACAUUUGCUAAAAAUAUGCUAGCUGCUGACAUGAUAUGAAGCAGUACUUAUUACGGUGUGUGAUGUCAUUUUUCGUUGACUAUUAUUGUUGAAUUAUUAUCAGAUGAUUUUUUUUUCCAAAUGUACAGGCCUACGUGUAGUAAUGCACUAUUUGGUCAAGAAUGCGUUUUGACAAUCAACAUGUAAAUAACAUUGUUUUCUAAAUAUCUUACUAAUCUGAGAUGUUGAAAACUGUAUGUAUAUAUUUGUAAAUACAUAUAAUGUAUUUAUGACAAUGAACGCUUAUGGAUCCUGACAUAAUUAUAUAAUAAUAUAACAAAUGGAAGUAUGCGAUGACUUUUUAUUUGCUAAAUUUCAAAAUUAUUCCAUUAUAUAAAUUGUGUGAUAAAGAAAUAUAUACAGACCUCUUGAGUUUGUUUAAUGUUCUUGAAGAACAUUCAAGAAGCAAUGCUGCUUCGAUUUAUGCUGGGAGACCAUACAAAAUAAUGCACAUAAUAUUAAUAUUGAAAUGUCACAGAUUUCAUUUCAAGAGUCAACAAAGUAUUUUCAGUCGAACUCUACUGAGGGUGGAUCAUUUAUUAAUAUUAGUAGUAGUAGUAGUAUGAUUGAUUGAUACUAUUAUUACUAUUAUUAUUAUUAUUAUUAUUAUUAUUUUCAUCAUCAUCCUAUAUCAUGAAGAAAAUGUCAUGAACAAGAAAAAUGUAUCAUUUUCACAUAGGAUACUGGUAUUUCUCCAAGAAAAAGACACUUUGAAAUCGCCAUUCCCAAAUGAUUUGAGUUUGUAAAUGUAUAUAUAUUUUAGUCUUCGUGUCAACUUGAAAGACUACGUGACACGAUGCUGUAUAAGACGAAAUCGUAUUAAACUGACUAUCAAAAUA